Molecule: messenger RNA, 2238 nt
Organism: Olea europaea var. sylvestris
Lineage: Eukaryota; Viridiplantae; Streptophyta; Magnoliopsida; Lamiales; Oleaceae
Product: mitogen-activated protein kinase kinase kinase YODA-like
Exons: 12
Coding region: 1-1842 (613 amino acids)
Biological process (GO): protein phosphorylation
Molecular function (GO): ATP binding; protein kinase activity
Source: RefSeq, a predicted model, not a curated record
AUGAUUUAUGUUUUACGAGUUAUGAUUAUUGACUGCCGAGGUUUAUGUUUUAUGAAAAUUGGGAAUUUUAUGAAUGUGAGAAUAUGUGAUAAUAUGUGGUUGUGGACUAUUAUGGAACGAUUUUUUCAACCGAAACGAAAGUCCCAACUUAGUUCUUCUAGUGGUGCAUCUAAUCCUGUCACUACUUCUAGUCGAGCACACAAGAACAAUAAAUAUCAAAGGCUAGAAUAUACAGGAGCUGGAGGGGGACACACUGAAUCGCAGACUAAUUGGCCUGAUGAAACAAAACAACAAUGCCAUCGCUUGCCCCUUCCUCCCGUAACAAGUUCAAAUUCCUCAAUGUUCUCUCAUUCAAAUUCAGGGGCUACAUCGCCUUCUGUACCGCGAAGUCCUGGACGAGUAGAAAAUCUUACAAGCCCUGGCUCACGUUGGAAAAAGGGAAAAUUGCUUGGUAGAGGCACAUUUGGGCAUGUUUAUGUUGGUUUUCAUAGUGAAACUGGCGAAAUGUGUGCUAUGAAGGAGGUCACAUUAUUCUCAGAUGAUGCGAAAUCGAAGGAAAGCGCAAAGCAGUUGGGACAGGAGAUUACAUUAUUGAGCCGUUUACGGCAUCCAAACAUUGUGCAGUAUUAUGGAUCUGAAACGGUGGAUGAUAAAUUGUAUAUCUAUUUGGAAUAUAUGUCUGGUGGUUCCAUCCAUAAGCUUCUACAAGAUUAUGGAGGAUUGAGAGAAUCAGCUAUCUGUAGUUAUACUCAACAAAUUUUGUCGGGGCUUGCAUAUCUGCAUGACAAAAAUACCGUGCAUAGGGAUAUUAAGGGGGCUAAUAUCCUUGUGGAUCCAACUGGUCGUGUCAAGUUGGCUGACUUUGGCAUGGCAAAGCAUAUUACGGGGCAGACCUGUCCAUUGUCAUUUAAGGGCAGUCCUUAUUGGAUGGCACCUGAGGUCAUAAGGAAUUCAAAAGGGUGUGGCCUUGCUGUUGAUAUAUGGAGUCUCGGAUGCACCGUUUUGGAAAUGGCCCUAUCAAAGCCUCCUUGGAGCCAGUAUGAAGGGGUUCAGGCCAUGUUCAAGAUUGGGAAUAGUAAAGAACUCCCUACAAUUCCAGAACAUCUCUCGGAUAAAGGCAAGGAUUUUGUGAGGCAGUGCCUGCAGCGGAAUCCUUCGCAUCGUCCUACUGCUGCUCAGCUUUUGGAUCACCCUUUUGUGAAAAGUGCCAUGCUUCCAGAAAACUCCAAAUUUGGAUCUACACCUCCAGAUCCUCCCGUGGGCAUUGGACACACGAGAAGUCUUCAACUCUUGGAUUCGGACAGACUUGCUAUCCACUCAUCUAGAGUAUCAAAUUCUAAGUUCCAUUCCAGUGAUAUUUGUAUUCCUAGGAAUGUAUCGUGCCCUGUCUCUCCAAUUGGGAGUCCUCUUCUACAUUCAAGGUCACCUCAGUACCCAAAUGGGAGGAUGUCUCCGUCGCCCAUAUCUAGCCCCCUCAAAACUUCUGGCUCUUCCACACCUCUGAACGGUGGGACUUGCUCCAUCCCAUUUAAUCAAUCUAUAAUAUCUCAAGACAAUUUUCCCAACUUGCCAAAGGUGCCGCCCAGUCCCCGUGUCAAUAACCCACCCUACUGGGAUCCCAACAUUUUUCGAACUGCCAAGUCUGGAACUAAUGCUUUUUGGGAUCUGACAUCAAAUGAUAAACAUGCUCGAAUGACCGUGAAUGGAGAAAUGUACGACAGACAAUUCAUUUUGGCUGAUCGCUUAUCUCAACAACUCCUAAGAGAUCCCAUUAAGCUGAAUCCAUCUUUUGAUCUGAAUCCUUCCUCUCCAAUGGCAAACCACCGCAUGUAUGGAGUAUAACUUGUUUCGAUUCCGUUCAAGGAAGCUUGCCUAUGAAGUCACUUCGUGCGACAAGGGACGCGGCUGCAAACACUUGUGACCUUGCACAAUCAUGUUGGCUUUCAUAAAGUUCAAAUGAAAAAUUAAUUUGGCUGGGAAUGAUAGCUUCAGAUGUAUAUCUGAUCCUGCACUGAAUCUUUGGUCUGGAAAAUAUAUAUUUAUUUUAUUUUGCAUAGAAUAGAAGAGAAGAAAAAAGCAAGGGCGUACGGACAAUAAGCAGGUGUAGAACUAACUAUUUUUGUCUUCCAGUCUGCAAAGGCUGUACAGAGAAUGUAGCAAUUUUCCCUGAAUUCUAUAUCUUCUCUUUCUGGGAUUGAUUGAUCAAAUAAUUAAUUGUCUAACCGACCAUAUAGAACA